Pocillopora damicornis (cauliflower coral) is the source of this 537-nucleotide messenger RNA. RefSeq lists its product as uncharacterized. The record is from RefSeq and is a predicted model, not a curated record. Lineage: Eukaryota; Metazoa; Cnidaria; Anthozoa; Scleractinia; Pocilloporidae.
AUGGAGGAUGGAAUGAUCACUGAUGUCCAGGUCAGUUCUUCUUCGCGAAUGGAUGACAACCAUUCUCCAAGUCAGGCCAGGUUGAAUUUUAAAGAAGUAGAAAAUAAGGCUGGGGGAUGGUCGGCUCAGCCAAACGACGAAAACCCAUGGUUACAGGUCGAUCUUGGCAGUUAUACUAGAGUGACGCGUGUGGCGACUCAAGGGUUGAAUGCCAAAGACGAAUGGGUGACCAAAUACAAGUUACAAUUUAGUGACGAUGGAAAAAACUUCCAGAAUUACAAGCAACAGGGUGACAACGAGUGGACGGAGCUGAAUGGGAAUAAAGGAAGUGAUACCAUUGUGUAUAACAAUCUGAAUCCUCCAACCACAGCAAGGUUUAUACGGUUUAUACCAAUCAGUUGGCACAAUAAUAUUUCCAUGAGAACAGAGAUCUUUGGCUGUCCAGCAUGUACGACUGCCCUUGGAAUGGAAAGUCAGACAAUAGAAGAUGCUCAGAUAAACAUGAGUGAUAAAGAGUGCGGAGGCCAGCCACGGUAA